UAUAUAUAUAGUGUGAUUUAAUAUGGUGUAAUGUUUCUCAUCCUAAUGACACCCCAAACAUACAUUCUUCUUCCACGGCUGGGUAGCCAAACAAUCCCACAACAUUAAAAUCCUAAUGCCUUCCUAAUCAUUGUUCCCGCUUUGCAACUAACAUUUCCAUUUCCCGCCACACUCUCCCGCGCAGGCGCAGCACCCCUUCUUCUUUCCCUCCACUUGCCGCUCCAGUUGCAGUUGGUCGAAAAAAAAAGUGGAAAGGAAAGGGGCAAAAUAUCCUAGGGUUCUGCCUCCAUGGACAUCGAGACCCACGCCGCCGCCCUGGCCCGCGACGAGCUGCGGCGGCUCCUGGCCGCCACCCUCAGCCCCGACAAGGCGUCGGUUGACGCUGCCGCGGCGGGGCUCGACGCGCUCUCUUCCGACCCACGCUUCCCCCUCGCCAUCCUCGCCGUCGCUGCAGGGGACGGUGAUCAGGGGAUGAGAGUCGCUGCAGCGACAUACUUGAAAAAUUUUACCCGCCGCAAUUUGGAAACCCGUCUGUGUUCAUCUGAGGUUUACAAGGAGUUCCGUGACCAACUUGCCCAGGCUUUGCUUCGAGUGGAGCCUGCAAUUCUUCGAGUGCUGAUUGAAGUUUUCCGCCAAGUUGUUGAAAAAGAUUUUGUCAAGGAUAACUUGUGGCCUGAGCUUAUCCCUCAGUUGAAACUAGUGAUCCAGAGCAGCAAUCUAAUUAGUCCAGGCCAGCAUCCUGAGUGCAAUACUAUUAAUGCACUCACAGUACUUCAAUCUGUUGUAAGGCCCUUCCAGUAUUUCUUGAAUCCAAAAGUUGUGAAAGAGCCUGUUCCACAACAGUUGGAGCAAAUUGCAGCAGAGAUUCUUGUACCAUUGCAAGUGACAUUCCAUCACUUCUCUGACAAGGUUCUUUUGUCACCUGAUGGGACUAACUUGGAAUAUGAGCAGCUCCUACUCAUCACAUGCAAAUGCAUGUAUUUCACUGUGAGGUCAUACAUGCCAUCUAGGGUGAAACAAAUUUUGCCUUCCUUUUGCAAAGACAUGUUCCGUAUACUAGAUUCUUUGAACUUUAAUAGUCUUAUUGAAGAUGGAUCUACCAUGAAGCUCAAGAUUGCAAAGAGAUGUCUCAUUAUAUUUUGUGCACUUGUUACACGUCACCGGAAACAUACAGAUAACCAGAUGCCACAUAUUGUCAACUGUGCAAUCAAAAUAUCAAAACAAAGCAUCCAUUUAAGUAAACUCGACUCUCUCCCCAAUCGGAUUGUUUCAUUGGCAUUUGAUGUGAUUUCUCGAGUUUUGGAAACAGGACCGGGAUGGCGACUAGUUUCACCACAUUUUUCUUCACUUCUUGAUUCAGCAAUUUUUCCAGCAUUAGCAUUGAAUGAGAAGGAUAUAGAAGAAUGGGAGGAGGAUACUGAUGAGUAUAUGCAAAAGAAUCUUCCUUCUGAACUUGAUGACAUUUCUGGAUGGACUGAGGAUUUGUUCACUGCCAGAAAAAGUGCAAUCAAUUUACUUGGUGUUAUAGCGCUAUCAAAGGGUCCACCAGUUGCAUCUGCAGCAUCGAAGCGUAAGAAAGGUGAUAAAAAUAAAGGGAAAUCUGAAAUGAGCUCAAUUGGGGAGUUAUUGGUCACCCCAUUCCUUUCAAAGUUUCCUAUACCUUCCCAUGGUGAAGAUGCAUCAUCAGUAGCAGUGCGGAAUUAUUUCGGUGUUUUGAUGGCAUAUGGAGGCCUCCAAGAUUUUCUGACUGAAAAGAAAGAUUUGACAAUUACAUUGAUCAGGAACCGGAUUCUCCCAUUAUAUUCUUUGGAUCCUUGCAGCCCAUAUUUGAUUUCAACGGCUAAUUGGGUUAUUGGUCAGCUUGCGAUAUGCCUACCAGAGGACAUGAGUUCUAGUAUUUAUGAGUCCUUAAUGAAGGCGUUGACCAUGGAGUAUGUGGAGGACAUAACUUGUUAUCCGGUUUGUGCCUCUGCUUCUGGUGCUAUUGCAGAACUCAUUGAGAAUAGUUAUGUUCCACCUGACUGGCUCAUUCUUCUGCAAGUGGUUCUGAAAAGAAUAAGUACUGGAGAUGAAAAUGAGUCUGCUCUUCUGUUCAAGCUUCUGGGCACAAUAGUUGAGGGUGGACAGGAAAAAGUUCUGUCUCAUAUUCCUGAAAUUGUAUCCAACAUUGCCAGUACUGUAAUGGAGCUCCUACCCCCUGUCCCAGAUCCUUGGCCUCAGGUUGUUGAACAGGGUUUCGCAGCCCUCGUAGCAAUGGUGCAAGCUUGGGAGAGCUCUGCACCAGAUGAAAACAAGACACCUGAAAAGAGGUUCUGGCAGUCAGGCCAGUCUGCAAUUGCCCAAACAAUUUCAUUACUGUUACAAAAAGCUUGGUUGUUGCAAGCUGACAAUAUGGAGGGCUCUGCAUUACCACCUCCGUCAUGCGUAAACGAUGCUUCUGUGCUACUUGAGUUUGUCAUGAGUUCUGUCACUUGCAUGGAAGAAACGGCAAAUCUGAAGGUCUUUGAACUGGUAGCUACAUGGGCUGACGCUAUUGCCAACUGGGACUCCUGGGAGGAGAUGGAGGAUCAGGGUGUUUUCAACACAAUUAAAGAAGCUGUCAAUUUCCACCAGAGAUUUGACCUCGACGGUCUCUUCCUGAAAACGCUUCCGUCGCAGUCUGAAAAUGGUUCACAGAGUUCAGUCAUCGGCCGUGUCUCUAAUUUUGUGACUAGGGCAAUUGCAGCUUACCCAUCCGCAACGUGGAGGGCAUGCUCGUGCGUCCAUACACUGCUGCACGCUCCAAAAUUCUCCCUUGGAGCACAAGACACUAGAAAGACUAUUUCCGAAUCCUUUGCACAAGCAGCGUUUUCCCGCUUCAAAUCUGUAUCCGACAGUCCUGCUGGGCUAUGGAAACCACUGCUGUUGGCGAUAUCCUCGUGCUACAUCUGCUAUCCCGAUGCCAUCGAACAAGUCCUGAACAACGUUGAUGGUAACGGUUUUGCGAUCUGGGCGUCUGCAUUGGCACAAGUCUCAAGCAGCUUGUUCAAUCCUGGCCUGUCAUCUGAAUCCGAGAUCAAGUUAGCUGUGCUGACGCUAUCUACUGUGAUCAACCAUCUCGUGUCCCUUUCCACGGGUGGCACCAAAUUGUUGCAAGACUGCUAUGCAUCACUGAUGGAGUCUUGCAUUCAGCUGAAGGAAGUUCAGGACGAUGGGGACAAUGACGAUGAUGAUGAUGGUGCUGAAGAUGUUGAUGACAACGAUGAAGAGGAAGACACCGAAGAUGAUGAUGAGGAUUCGGACGACGACGACGAUGCGAGAGAAGAAACAGAAGAGGAAUUUCUGGAAAGAUAUGCACUAGCGGCGGCUGCGGGCGAGUCAGUCGAGGAAGGAGACAUUGAUGAAGAGACCCAAGACAUCGAAUUGGGCUCUCUGGAUGACGUGGACAUACAGCAGGUGGUUAUUCCCCUGAUGCAGAAACUUCCUGCUCUGCAGCCCGCCGGAGCGUUUCCGGACAGCCUGGUUGAAAGAAUUGCAGAAACAUUCCCGGAAUACGAACAGUUUUUGCAAGCCCUUCGACGAGCUUAGAGUAUAGGAAACAUGUGCAGAUUUUUCUCUUUUUGUUAUAUGUUUAUAUUUUUUUGUGUCAUUUUUGGUUUGCUUCUACCUUGAGCGUUGUUCCGAGAUGUGUUUCUUUUUGUCAGAUAUGGUGUUUAUUUUCCCUUGAUGUGGGUGGCAAGAUAUGGGUGAUGAUGUACGUACGAUGGUUACAAGUAUGUUGUGAGCAUAAUUGUUAUGGCAACACUAUCCUCCGUUCGGCUAUUUUGCCUAUUUUUGUUUG
This is a messenger RNA of Zea mays, 3820 nucleotides long. RefSeq lists its product as uncharacterized. Bases 289 to 3567 code for a protein of 1092 amino acids. Gene Ontology annotation, cellular component: cytosol; nuclear envelope. Gene Ontology annotation, molecular function: nuclear export signal receptor activity. Lineage: Eukaryota; Viridiplantae; Streptophyta; Magnoliopsida; Poales; Poaceae. Gene Ontology annotation, biological process: protein export from nucleus; protein import into nucleus. The record is from RefSeq and is a predicted model, not a curated record. The transcript has 21 exons.